Messenger RNA from Pararge aegeria (speckled wood butterfly), 3036 nucleotides. It is a transcript of the gene sff, whose product is annotated as serine/threonine-protein kinase BRSK2. Gene Ontology annotation, biological process: microtubule cytoskeleton organization; intracellular signal transduction; protein phosphorylation. The transcript is spliced from 24 exons. Lineage: Eukaryota; Metazoa; Arthropoda; Insecta; Lepidoptera; Nymphalidae. Bases 135 to 2753 code for a protein of 872 amino acids. The record is from RefSeq and is a predicted model, not a curated record. Gene Ontology annotation, cellular component: cytoplasm. Gene Ontology annotation, molecular function: tau-protein kinase activity; ATP binding; protein serine/threonine kinase activity.
GACUGUAAAAUAUAUAGGAAGAAAGAUGUCUCCAAAAGAACUCUCAAUAUGACACGAUGCACUGUCGCCACGAAUCGUACUUUUGACGGUGAAAAGUCGGUUCCGGACCGGUCCUGUUACGGUCAGGCGUGAAGAUGGAGGGGAGCAACACGGCCGCAGAGGCCCACCAGUAUGUCGGGCCCUUCAGAUUGGAGAAAACCCUCGGGAAAGGUCAGACAGGGCUGGUCAAACUCGGGGUGCAAUGUGUAACGGGGAAGAAAGUCGCCAUCAAAAUCAUCAAUCGGGAAAAGCUCAGCGAAUCGGUGCUUAUGAAGGUGGAGCGAGAAAUAGCCAUAAUGAAAUUAAUAGAACAUCCUCACGUGCUUGGCCUAUCCGAUGUAUACGAGAACAAGAAAUAUCUGUACCUAGUGCUAGAACACGUAAGUGGGGGCGAACUCUUCGAUUACUUGGUAAAGAAGGGUCGACUCACUCCCAAGGAAGCGAGGCGGUUCUUCAGGCAGAUAAUAUCCGCGCUGGACUUCUGCCACAGUCAUUCGAUAUGUCAUCGCGAUCUGAAACCCGAAAACCUGCUGCUAGACGAGCGGAAUAACAUCAAAAUAGCGGAUUUCGGGAUGGCUUCUCUGCAACCAGCUGGCUCUUUGCUGGAAACGUCGUGUGGUAGCCCCCAUUACGCCUGUCCUGAAGUUAUACGGGGUGAGAAGUACGAUGGACGGCGUGCCGAUGUCUGGUCCUGUGGCGUUAUCCUCUACGCGCUACUUGUUGGAGCUCUUCCAUUCGACGAUGAUAACUUGAGACAAUUACUCGAAAAGGUAAAGCGAGGGGUGUUUCAUGUGCCACAUUUUGUACCACCCGACUGUCAGCAGCUGUUGAGGGGGAUGAUAGAAGUCAACCCUGAAAAAAGAAUGACUCUAGCAGAAAUCACCCGCCACCCAUGGGUGACAGCGGGCGGUAGAGGGGAGCUAGAACAAGAGCUCCCCAUGAUGGAAGUGGUUCAGACCAGGGUGCUACCCUCAGCGGAGGCCAUCGACCCUGACGUCUUGCAAGCUAUAUGCAGUCUUGGCUGCUUCAAACAAAGGGACAAACUUAUACAGGACCUGCUGAGUCCACAUCACAACACAGAAAAAGUGAUAUACUUCCUAUUAUUGGAGCGUAAAAGAAGAAGGCCUGCGCGAGACGACGAACCUCGACCCCCCGCUCCCGCACCCCCCUCAGACCCACCCAGGAAACGACUUGAUACCUGUCGGGUGAAUGGUCAAUCAACGCAUUUUGGACAGAUAAGCGAGGGGUCGCCGAUUACGCCAAGACGAUCACAGUUUAGGUCCGCUUCGGGACGACGGAGCGAAGGUCGGAGCUCCCCGCAACUUUCUGCCAGCCCCCCAGGUCACACUCCGCAUCGCGUGUCUUCCUUAGGCGGCACCCCAGCAACGCCUGGAUCUCCUUUAGCGUCGCCGUCGGUGCGUGAGCACCAUCAUCAAAGGGCGAAUUCCACUGGACCAACUAUUAGUUUAAAUAUUAGUGGCGAGCCUGGUGAGGCGGUGAUAAUAAUAAACGAAUCGCCCAUUAUGGGCUCAUCGGUAGCGGUUCGGCCGCACAGCCCCUCGCAAUCGCAUAGAGUGCGAGAAAGAUCUUCGCUACCCGGUCCACCAGGGUCGGCGCAAACGCCGGCUCAGACCUCCCUGUUUCCCAAUAUUGGGACCAUUGCAGGGGUUCCGGCAGGAAGUUCAGGGUCCGGUGCGGCAGCGCCGUGGCGGGCGAGAUUGGCGACCAUCAAAAACUCAUUCCUGGGAUCACCUCGCUUCCACCGCAGGAAAAUGCAAACGUCCUCCGAAGAAGUCCACCUAACGCCGGAGUCGUCCCCGGAGCUAACGAAGCGAUCCUGGUUUGGUUCCCUGCUGCUGUCAGCCGACAAGGAAGAAACGUUCACAGCCCUUGUUAAAGGGAAGCCCCUGGCCACCGUCAAAGCGGAUUUGAUACACGCUUUCCUUAGUAUAGCAGAGCUGUCGCAUAGCGUGCUAAGCCCGAUGUCGUUUCGCGUCGAGUACAAGCGAGGAUCUAACGCGCCCGCCAUGUUUCAGCGACACGUCCGCUUCCAAGUGGAUAUUUCGACGAUAACGAAAGCGCCGGGCGAGAACGGGAAGGAGUAUCUAUACGCCAUCACGUUUACACUAUUAUCAGGUAACAUCCGCCGUUUCCGCCGCGUAUGCGAGGUCGUGCAAGCGGCCGUCUGUAGAGCGCCGGGGGCAUCUCGGGCGCCGCCGCACCACCCCCCUUCCCCCCGUGCGCAGAGGCGAGCCAUCGCGCCGCACGCAGCGGAAAUACCCGACAGUCCGGAGACACCCCACCAGCAGUCCGACCACGACAGCGACUCGUCAGUCUUCGACACCAUCAAGAGUCCCACAAGCCAUACCUCCAUCGACCAAUUGGAUCAGAAUGGAACCCAUCCCCUAGGAUCCAGUUCGUCGGUUACGAGUGGUUCUAGUGGAUAUAAACAAGGCGUGCGCGGGCGCCGCGCCGCCGAGCCAGCCUCCGCCUCCCUCGACCACGAGAUCAUGAGCUGCGGGCGGGACCUGCCCGGUACCCAUACAAAACGAUCGUCAUCCGAAUGUCGGGACACAACCUCGUCCCCGCGACGCGGGCUCGAGUCCCGGGACAGUUCAAUAAAAGACGAGCUCCGUAGGAACAACUCUCUCCGGGAGAACAGGCGGGACUUCCCGCGGGACGUGCGGGACCCGCCAACCACUUCCAUCGCGUGAAAUGGGGGGCGCGGUGCGUUUUGUGUUGAAGGUUGCCAAAGGUGCUGUGUUGGUUAUAUCUUGCGCUGUUUCUUUAUGUGUUAAUACUUGAUACCUUGAUUUGUUAUUGAUUAUUUUUUUAUAAGGGCCAACGCAAACCGUUAACUUUAUUGGCUAAUUCCAGCCUUGAGAUGGGAUGACAUGGUCUUAGAUUUUAAGCGACUAAUUAUAAAACUGAAGCUAAAUCAUCUAGCAAGAAUUGUAUGAAAUACAAUAAACAUUAAACUUAAUCCUACUAAUAUUA